This is a messenger RNA of Nicrophorus vespilloides, 797 nucleotides long. RefSeq lists its product as uncharacterized. The record is from RefSeq and is a predicted model, not a curated record. The coding region runs from base 148 to 663 and encodes 171 amino acids. Lineage: Eukaryota; Metazoa; Arthropoda; Insecta; Coleoptera; Silphidae. The transcript is spliced from 2 exons.
CCUCAUCAAGACGCCUAUGACUUUGACCGUUAAAACAAAACAUUUUGUUCCUUGAUUGGGCGUUAUUCUCGACCACACUCAGUCUCAGCGUCAUUUCGGCGAAGGUGCUUCUUGUAUUUAGAUUUUUUACACAUUUUUACAACGAAGAUGGCGUCAAGGAGUAAAAGGCGUAAGCUGAAACAGAAACUGAGAAGACCCCGUAAAAGGACAGAAGAUAUCCCGAUUUGGCUUACCAAUAUGGCGACAGUUGCUUUGAGGGCAAUUGUAUUUCUACUUAUUUUGUUUCAUCAGAUGAUGCACAAUUUCAUCAUUAUGCUUAUUGACAUGCCUACGUACAUCUGUUACAAGACAUUUUUCUUGAUUGUGGGCCCAGACAAUUUCAAUAUCAUCAUAUGUAGGCUGAUACCUUUGACCAGUCAAUCCGGAUACAUGAGCUCACUAUUGGCAAUCACCAGCUCGAUGAAGAAAGAUAAUCCUAAUAUGAUUAAGAAGUAUUUAAUCACAAUGUUGAACUUUAUUUUUCUGGUCGAUUAUUUUUAUACGAAGACCGGAUUAUAUAUGAUCCUACUUGUGUACGUCUCGUUGGCAAAUGGGUGUCUCGCUAGUAAUUUUAACGAUAUAUUUCUCAGGAUCGAAGCAUUCCAAUUGAAUCAACAAAUGUAAAUUCAAAAUCUCCUUAUUCAUUUAUCUAUUUGAUAUUACUAUUGUAUUCUUAAAAUAGUUCUUUUGAUGUACCUCUUAUUUUUGUUCAUAUUUUUUUAUAUUUCUUUAUUAUGAUCAUUUCACUAUGUUUUAUA